Molecule: messenger RNA, 1995 nt
Organism: Penicillium mononematosum
Lineage: Eukaryota; Fungi; Ascomycota; Eurotiomycetes; Eurotiales; Aspergillaceae
Product: putative glucokinase regulator family protein
Exons: 4
Coding region: 1-1995 (664 amino acids)
Biological process (GO): response to fructose; glucose homeostasis; negative regulation of glucokinase activity
Cellular component (GO): cytosol; nucleoplasm; mitochondrion
Molecular function (GO): fructose-6-phosphate binding; carbohydrate binding; carbon-oxygen lyase activity
Source: RefSeq, a predicted model, not a curated record
AUGGAUCUCGGGAGUCUAUCUCAACUCCAAACGGAGGGGGUCAAUCCCCGAACUGUGCAUAUUGAUCGCAUGUCGACACUUGACAUGUGCACUGUGAUCAAUGCCGACGAUCAAAAAGUCCCCGAGAGUGUUGUUCCUUGCUUGCCCGUUAUCGCAGGAGCCAUUGACGCAUUGACCCCGCGAGUUCGACAAGGCGGCCGGGUAAUUUAUGUCGGCGCUGGCACCAGUGGAAGGCUUGGAAUCUUGGACGCAUCGGAAAUUCCCCCAACCUUCGCCGCCCCUCGCGGGCAGUUCGUCGGUCUGAUUGCUGGUGGAGAUGCCGCAAUCCGAUCGGCUCAGGAGGGAGCUGAGGAUGAUGAGAAAGCCGGUGAGGAUGAGAUGGAAUCUCUCAAUCUGAAUCCCGAGCUUGAUAGUGUCAUUGGAAUUGCAAGCUCGGGUCGCACGCCUUAUGUGCUUGGUUGUCUUGCUUUUGCCAAACGUCUCGGAUGUGUGACCAUCGCGGUUGUUUGUACAGUUCCUUCGGUGAUUGGGCUUUCGGGGAAUGUGGACUUUGUCAUUUCACCCAUAUCGGGGCCUGAAGUGGUCACUGGUAGCACCCGUCUGAAGGCGGGUACUGUCACGAAGCUAGUGUUGAAUAUGCUGAGUACCGGUACUAUGAUUCGCACCGGAAAGACUUACGGAAACAUGAUGGUUGAUCUCGUGGCGUCGAAUUUGAAACUCGAGCAAAGAUCCCGUAAUAUUCUGCGGAGGUUGAGUGGAAAGUGUCAGUCCUCGUCCGACGCGGAAUUGGACGCUCUUCUUGCAAGAUGCAAUGCCAGUGUCAAGCUCGCUAUCUUGGUUGCAGAAACCGGGGAGUCGGUCGAGACUUGUCAGGGAUAUGUCGACGCUGCGGGCGGAGUAUUGGCCAAGGCGCUGGCUGCCAUCUCUAGGCCCAUCGAACAGAAGCCCGCAAGUGCCCCCACUCAAAAGUUUUCCUUAUGCAUUGACGGCGGCGGUACCAAGUGUGCUGCUGUUGUGGCCGACGGUACGAACGUUGUGGGCCAGGGCUCUGCUGGCCCAUGCAAUCUAACCGACAGCAUUGGAAAUAUAGACGGGGUUAUAGCCACAUUACUAGACGCUGCUAAGGCUGCUUUGAAAGACGCGCUGCAAAGUGAUGUGGAACAAACAGAGUCUUCGUGGAAGGAACGUCUGCAAACAUCCUUCAGCUCUGUCUGGAUCGGACUGGCUGGUAUUGACCGAGCUGACCUGGAGGGGGUGCUAGCACCCAAGCUGAGACAAGCGUUCGGAAUCACCAACGAAAAGGAACUCCAGUUAACCAACGACGUAGAUCUGUUGACUGCAGGUGUUCCAAAAUCCCUCGGUACACCCUCCGUCCUGGUGGUGAUCGCAGGCACGGGAAGUGUUGCCAUGAGAUACAAAUGGUCUGACGAUCAACAAAAGUACGCUCGUUCUGCCCGUUCUGGAGGCUGGGGUCAUAUGCUCGGUGAUCAGGGAGGUGGCUACGCAAUUGGUAUGAAAGCCAUCCAACACACCCUGGGAGUCUUCGAGAAUAUUACAUUGGGACUCGACGAAACUGGAGGCGAUGAACUUUCUAAGGCGGUUGCGGAGAAACUUGGAUGUCAGAUCUCUGAGAGAGCCAGUAUCGACAUGUUAAACAUUAUUCUGGCUCAGAACUAUUCGCAGGGUUUGAAGGCCCGUAUUGCUAGUAUCGCACCGGUUGUUCUUGACUUGGUGGACAAAAAUGAAACUGCAGCAGCUAUCGUGAGUUCUCAGGUGGCUUUGCUUGUUGGCGAGACUCUUGGUCGCUUGGUGAAACCUCAAGCCACUGGCUAUCAGCCAAGUGAGGCCUCUGUGUUGGUACUGGCAGGAGGAUUGAUGAAGAAUGAGAGGUACAGGGCCACAUUUGAGAAGCAACUGGACUCUCACAGAUUGUAUUUCAGAGGAACGGUGGUUGUUGAAGACGCAGCCCGUUCAGGCGCCACAUACAGUCAUUGA